CUGGAGAACACCAAGUCUGCAGCCACGUAUUAAGAGAUUUCAGCUGCCUCCCUCCAAAUAGCCCUCCUCCCUGCUCCACCUCCUCCUCCUCUCCUCUCUCAAGAGCAGUGUGUGUGUGAGAGGCAGGGGCACAGACACAGUAAGACUGCACUUGGAAUGACACUGAGUAAUUUCACCUGGGAGCUGAGCACACGCUUUGAAUUGUACUGCCCCUAGAUCUGCCAGGCUGAGCCGGCCUUACAAAAUAAGACUUAAAAUAGGACAAAUUAAACCUCACCCUGGUUAUUUUAAACAAAACGUUAGCUCCGAAGCCCCCUUUCCCCCCACCCCCACCCCCCCCCAAGAAUGUUCCACUCGGCCAGCAAGCGGUGCUUCACCAUCGAGUCUCUGGUAGCGAAAGAUAACAGCCCCUUGUCGCCCCCGGAGGAGCCUCUCCGACCCACCGCUGUCACCUACUCGCCCUCGGCCGAUGCCUUCGCCAGCAGUUUCCAGACGGGGGGCCGCUCCCUGUACUCGGGACCCGAGCUGAUGUUCCAGGAGGCGGUCAGUCAUACUCCGCUACCCGUUCACCCUCACCAGCUCGGAGCUCACCACCUGCAGAACCCGCACCCUUUCUUCACCCCCCAGCACAGGGACCCUCUCAACUUCUACCCCUGGGUCCUCAGGAACCGGUUUUUUGGACACAGAUUCCAAGGGACUGACUCCGCCCAUGAUACGAUGUUACUGCACGGCCCUUUCGCCAGGAAACCCAAGCGCAUCCGCACCGCCUUCUCCCCGUCCCAACUGCUCCGGCUAGAGAGAGCCUUCGAGAAGAAUCACUAUGUCGUCGGAGCCGAGAGGAAGCAACUUGCCAGCUGCCUCAGCCUUUCAGAGACCCAGGUAAAGGUGUGGUUCCAGAACAGGAGAACAAAAUAUAAGCGUCAGAAGCUGGAAGAGGAAGGACCCGAGUCCCAGCAGAAAAAGAAAGGCUCACAUCAUGUCAACCGCUGGAGACUGGCAACGAAACAAUCCAGCCCUGAGGACAUUGAUGUCACCUCUGAGGACUAGCGAGGGAGAGCAGGGGCUGGGGAGGUGGGAGUGUGAAAAUGGGGAGGGUGGUGCGGAAGGGGAAGGUGAAGAGCAAGAGACAUCGAAAGGUAACGAACGAUAGCACAGACAUUUCUGACUCAGUGCAAGGAGCUUGGGAAACCUUCAAAAACAAGUUUGGAGAAUGGCAACAAGACAUCGACAAUCAUCAAAGACCCUGUACAAGACUUUGUGGACACUGAAUCUCAGAAGAAAAUGCACAUCAGGAUGUAGUUGGAAAAGAGUAACGCCUUUCCAGUGACAUUGAACCAUGCCCUGUGUGUGUGUAUAUAUAUACAUACAUAUAGAUAUAUAAAUAUAUAUUAUAUUAAAAUGUUAUCUGAAAGAAUAAUUUUUUUUAUUUAUUGGACGUUCCUUUUUUAUAACGGUGACUCUUCAACUUGUUGUGAGGAGACAGGCCAGGACGAUUGAAAUGGUUUUAUCUCGUCAGAAAUUCAAAAUGUUUUUGUUGAGGUGCAGAUGUCCCAGUGACUGCAGAUUCACAAGGGAAUGUGUUGGGUGGCCGUGUGCCUCAUUUUCAAGGAGUGAGCUUCUCGUUUCUCAAUGCACUUGUCGAAUGAGUUAUACCUGGAAUUCCCAAAAGUAAAUCAAUACAUAAUGAUGUUGUCACAUGUAAGUGAUGUUGGUGUCAAAGGGCAACAUGGAAGAGGCUUUCAGUGGUUUAUUCAGAUAGCCCCAGCUCCUCCCCUAAAGGUGCUGAGUCUCACUGAGACUUAGCUCCAGUGUCGAACCCCACUGCCUACAAUCACCUGGGUAAUCAUUCUCCCUGUGUGGGCACAUGCAGUGGCAGGCAGCCUGACCUGGCCUUGACUCUCACACACACACACACACACACACACACACAUAGCAAUUCACACAGACUCUCAUUAGCAUGCACAUAUUCACAUUCAUACACAUGCGCUCAUUAACUCAGACACUAACACACACUCAUUAAAAGCCACACAAUCUCGAUUCUCUCUCUCUCACAUACGUGCGCGCACACACACAAAUGCUCAUGCACACAAUGAUACAUAUCAGAUUCAUGUACUUCCUCCCAGAUGCACUCACAGCUAAUAUAUUCCAAAAUACACACACACACACACACACACACACGUGUGCACACAUACACACACACACACACACACACACACACACAGAGACAGGCACACACACACACUCAAACAUGGAGGGGCAUACUGGCUCAACACUGCUGACUCAUGGCUUUUGUAAGUCUCAGAGAAUAUUUCCGAAUCCUGACUCUCUCCAUUCUCUUCCUCUCUCUCUCUCUCGUCUCUCUCCAUCCUGUCUCUCUGUCUCCAUCCGGCCUCUCUCUCUCUCUCUCUUUCCUGUCUUUCUUCCGUCAUCUCUCUUUCUCUUGUCUCUCCCCAUCCGUGCUCUCUCUUCUGCCUCUCUCUCUCUUUCUCUCUCUCUCUUGUCUCUCUCCAUCCUGUCCCUGGUGGGAAAUUCUCCUCUCACCUGCUCAAUUCCUGAUGAAAGCGUGAAGGACCAACAUGCUUCUGGUGAUUAGCACUUUCUCUCUGAACAUGGGCUGUCUCCCAACUCUCAACGAUCAGACUGUAAAUAUCUGUGAUGUAGUUUAAUGAUUAAAGUAGAUGUGAGCUCCCGAAAGCUAAAUCUUAUUAUUUUGCUUCCCCCUGCAUUCUCUGUCUCUGUACAUGA
Molecule: messenger RNA, 2745 nt
Organism: Stegostoma tigrinum
Lineage: Eukaryota; Metazoa; Chordata; Chondrichthyes; Orectolobiformes; Stegostomatidae
Gene: emx1
Product: empty spiracles homeobox 1
Exons: 3
Coding region: 346-1047 (233 amino acids)
Biological process (GO): brain development; central nervous system development; neuron differentiation
Molecular function (GO): DNA binding; DNA-binding transcription factor activity, RNA polymerase II-specific
Source: RefSeq, a predicted model, not a curated record